This is a messenger RNA of Orbicella faveolata, 863 nucleotides long. RefSeq names its product zinc metalloproteinase nas-13-like. The record is from RefSeq and is a predicted model, not a curated record. NCBI's taxonomy places the organism in Eukaryota, Metazoa, Cnidaria, Anthozoa, Scleractinia, Merulinidae. Gene Ontology annotation, molecular function: zinc ion binding; metalloendopeptidase activity. Gene Ontology annotation, biological process: proteolysis.
UUAUCAAAGUCACAAUAUAGAGGAGGAUCGACGAAAGUAGUAUCGUUGCCAUGGCAAGAAGCUAAAAACAACCUUCGUGUCGUUUUUUGGUUGCUUAGCAACAAUCGAGUAGACCUGAAAUGAGAGAGUAGCCUAUGUGAUUUGAUGUCUUUCAAACAGCUCCUAGCGGUGGAUGGAGCAGCUGGACAGACUGGGGUCCCUGUGACAAGGGGUGCACCAUGAUUCGCGAAAGGUUCUGUGCAUCAACAAACAGGGAAAAAUGUCCCGGGGUGGACCCUGACGGGAUACAGACGGACAAAAAACACUGUGAUAGUGAGGAGUGUAAUGUCCCCUUAAACGGCCACUGGGGUCGGUGGGCAGCCUGGAGCGCCUGCAGUAAAACCUGUGGUAAAGGCUACCAAACAAGAUCCCGGAUGUGUGACGACCCUCCGCCUGAGUUUGACGGCAAUAUAUGCGAAGGAUCGCUUGUUGAUGUGCAGAUGUGCAAAGGAAACAGACCCAAAUGCAAGUGCUCCAAUAAAGUUACAGGAACAAGUAAGUUGUCACUUCCAUUGGAGUUUUGUUACAGGAGUGCUGUCUUUCCCCAAAAUUGGCCAUUGUUGAAGUCAAUGGAGGGAACAUUAACUCCGUUUAAAGAACUAACUCGUGAAAGGGGGUUAAUGCCUCAUGAGAGUAACGCGAAUGACUAAAAUUCGCAGGAUUUUUUUAAAAUUAAUUCUUCUUUAAGUAGUUCUCACUUGGGUUUCGAAAGAAGUUCGAAUUUGCUUUGCUUAAGCAUCACUACGCCACGCAAUUCGCGUAAAAACUCGCGCAACUUUUUCAACCAAUCAGGAUUAAAGCCAAGACCAAACGUGACUGGCUCG